Messenger RNA from Suricata suricatta (meerkat), 984 nucleotides. RefSeq names its product family with sequence similarity 110 member D (gene FAM110D). Bases 199 to 984 code for a protein of 261 amino acids. NCBI's taxonomy places the organism in Eukaryota, Metazoa, Chordata, Mammalia, Carnivora, Herpestidae. The record is from RefSeq and is a predicted model, not a curated record. The transcript has 3 exons.
GUGAGGUUUGGCUGCCACCAAAGUUACUUCCAGUCCUUGCUGUCCCUCCUGCCCUCCUGUGGUCCUGCCCCAGGGACCCCUGCAUUCAGCCUCCAUACACAGAGGCACCAGGGAGCCCAGACCAAUUGCUCUUGGCUCCUCAACUAGCUGCCUAACUCCAGUGGCUUAUGGGGAACUAUCCUGCCCAGCUCUGCUAAGAUGAUCUUGGCCUCUCCCUCCACCCCGUCCAGGGGACGGACCCCCAGCGCAGUGGAGAGGCUGGAGGCCGACAAAGCCAAGUAUGUCAAGACACACCAAGUGAUAGCACGACGCCAGGAGCCAGCCCUGCGUGGGGGUCCCGGACCGCUCACCCCGCACCCCUACAAUGAGCUGGGGCCCCCUGCAUCGCCCAGGACACCCAGGCCCGCCCGCCGGAGCAGCGGCAGGCGGCUGCCAAGACCUGACUCCCUCAUCUUCUACCGCCAGAAGCGGGACUGCAAGGCUUCGGUGAACAAAGAGAACGCCAAGGGUCAGGGGCUGGUCCGGCGCCUCUUCCUGGGUGCCCCCCGCGACGCCACCACCAGCAGUCCGGGCCCAACCGAGCGACCAGCGGCUCCUGGGGUUUGGGCCGCUCCCCAAGAUGCCCCGGAAGAGGCAGGAAAGAGGGCGCUGUGCCCCACAUGCUCACUGCCCUUGUCGGAGAAGGAGCGCUUCUUCAACUACUGCGGCCUGGAGCGCGCGCUGGUGGAAGUGCUGGGCGCGGAGCGCUUCUCUCCGCAGAGCUGGGGCGCCGACGCCAGUCCCCAGCCCGGAGCGCCGCCGCCGCCUGGCUCUGGGGACUCCAGCGAUUGGACGUCCAGCGACACGGAUCGCCCAGACGGUGCAGGCGGCGGCUGUGGCGGCGGCGGCGGCUCGGAGGCCGGGGGCUCGGCGGGACGCCCUGCCUCGGACGCGCCGGGUGCCUUUGAGCUAGACCUUCCCACGGGUCUUGGCUUCCCCCUGUGA